AAAUGACGUUUUGAAUUGAAUACUUUCACAUUUGUUCAAAGUUCAAUGUACAAUAUUAUUUUUUUUACGAUAACGAUAAGCAGCGUGAAACAGGUUUAAUCGGCAAUUUCCAGUUUUAAUUUCGACUACCGUAGAAACAGACAGAUCUUUAGAAUUUGUUCUGAAAAAUGGCAGAUUUAAGAUUUGACGGUCGUGUAGUGGUUGUUACAGGAGCUGGAGCUGGUCUAGGGAAGGCUUACGCUCUGUUAUUUGCUUCGAGAGGGGCCAAAGUGGUUGUCAAUGAUUUGGGUGGUGGAAGACAUGGAGACGGUAGCUCUUCUAAGGCAGCUGAUGCUGUCGUUGAUGAGAUUAAAAGAAAUGGUGGUACAGCUGUAGCAGACUAUAAUUCUGUAGUUGAUGGUGAAAAAAUCAUCAAAACUGCUUUGGACAACUUUGGACGUGUGGACAUUCUAAUAAAUAAUGCAGGCAUUUUGAGGGAUAAAAGUUUUGCAAAAAUUACAGAUCAAGAUUGGGAUUUGGUACAUAGUGUACAUUUAAAAGGAAGUUUUAAAACAACACAGGCUGCUUUCCCAGUGUUCAAAAAGCAAAAUUAUGGAAGGAUCAUAAUGACAGCUUCAAAUUCUGGUUUAUAUGGCAAUUUCGGACAGGCAAACUAUUCAUCAGCCAAGCUAGGUUUGGUGGGUCUGGCCAAUACUGUGGCCAUCGAAGGACGCAAAAACAACAUUUUUUGUAAUGUGAUCGUGCCAACUGCUGCCAGUAGACUCACUGAAGAUAUUUUGCCACCAGAUUUGUAUGCCGAGUUGAAACCAGAAUUGAUAGCACCUGUAGUGGCUUACCUUUGCCACGAAAGCUGCCAAGAAAACGGUUCAAUCAUAGAAUCGGCAGCAGGCUGGGCCGGUCGUUGCACAAUAGUCAGAGCUAACGGUUCUUUAUUACGUAGAAGACCCGAAGAUGACGUCUCUAUCGAAAACGUCAGAGACAACUGGUCGAUAAUUAGAGAUAUCUCCAACGCUCAACGAUUAGAAUCUAUCCAAGACGCCACGGGAGCUUUAAUGUCAUCUCUAGACGGUUUAAGAAGCGGAACUGAUGGUGUAGGUGGGGAAGAAAGUGAUGUGUUUCAGUUUUGUAACAAAGAUACCAUUUUGUACGCAUUGGGAGUUGGCGCUUCGGUUACUGCGGAAAACGAAUUGAAAUAUCUGUAUGAAAAUAGCGAAGACUUCUCCGUCUUACCGACGUACUACAUCAUGCCCGCCAUGCAGGUUAUGUUUACGUCUAGCGCUGUCAGCCGCGCUGUACCCGGUAAAGAAAUCGGUUUGGAACAAGUUCUGCAUGGGGAACACUACAUCGAAAUGGUGGGAGAAGUACCGCCGCAAGACGGAAAAUUGGUGUCGAAGUUCAGAAUUUCCGAGGUGUUAGACAAGGGUUCCGGUGCCGCAAUUGUUUGCGAUAUCGAUACCUUCGAUCAAAAUGGCAAUUUGGUAGCUCGUAAUCAAUGUGUGACAUUCGCCGUGGGCGCCGGUAAAUUUGGCGGACCCAGGACGGGUACCAAAGCCGUUCCGUGUCAACCUAAACCAAGUAGAAACCCGGAUGCGACGCUUUCUCAAAAAACUAGCGUCGAUCAAGCCGCCUUGUACCGGCUGUCAGGUGACGUGAAUCCACUGCACAUUGACCCGAAUAUGGCUCUAAUGGCGGGACACAAAACGCCAAUUUUGCAUGGAUUGUGCAGUUUGGGAUUUUCUGUGAGACUCGUACUGUCCGCGUUCGCCGGACAUGAUACGUCUUUAUUCAAAGCCGUGAAGGCGCGUUUUGUGAAACCGGUGAUUCCCGGGGAAACUUUGAAAGUCGACAUGUGGAGAGAGGGAAAUAGAAUUUUCUUUGAAACAUCUGUCGUUGAAAGUAAUCAAGUUGUAAUUGCAGGUGCCUACGUAGAUCUUAAAUCAGUUAAAGCGGCCUUACCGUCAUCGCCUAAAUCAAACAUGUCGAACCUAAAGAGCGACGCCAUCUUUGAAUUCAUCGUCGACCAAGUCAAGCAGGAUCCUGGCAAAGCCAAAGCAAUCGGUGGCGUUUUCCUUUACAACAUCACUAAAGAUGGCAAACAGGCUAAACAGUGGACGAUGGACUUGAAAAACGCCAAAGUCUUUGAAGGCAAACCAGACGGUAAACCAAACACUACCUUAACAGUAUCAGACGAGGAUUUCUUGCUUUUGGCCGAAGGCAAAUUGAACCCCCAACAAGCGUUCAUGAAAGGAAAAUUGAAGGUCACUGGCAACAUAAUGUUGGCUCAAAAAUUGGCACCUCUUCUUAAAACCAACGCUGCGAAAUUGUAAGAUGUUUCAACCAAAAUGUUAUUAUUUAUAUACGUUUUAAUGAAUAAUGUUUUUAGAUUUAAUUUAAUGUUAAUGUGGUGUAGUCCGUGAUUAUCCUUAUUAGGUGAUUGUUAAAGUUAUAUUUUUUUGCCUUAGGUUAUUGUUUACUGUUAAAUGUGUAAGGAUACUGAUAUUUUAUAUUUUCACAUUUUAUUACACUAAAAAUAUUAA
Molecule: messenger RNA, 2537 nt
Organism: Psylliodes chrysocephalus
Lineage: Eukaryota; Metazoa; Arthropoda; Insecta; Coleoptera; Chrysomelidae
Source: the annotation of a GenBank genome assembly